GUAGAAGGCAGAGGGAGAGAGACAGAGUCCUGAUCGCUGUCAGACACAAUGGGAAUAUUUCAUCUGUCCGCAGCGCUAUAACCAUCACUCUAAUCGAUUCACCUCCCUCUGCUGGCCAGGUGUGUGGCAGGAGUGUGUUGCAAGGUGUUUGUGUGUGUGGGGCCGGGAGGUGAAGAGGAGGGGGGCAAAGUUUAAGAUAAGGCUCUGGGAUCUGCUGAGGCGUGAAGAUGAACGAGAAUCAGGAGUUGGAUUAUAUGUUUGUCAAAUUUGCUCGGGUGUGGAUCCCUGAUGCAGAUGAGGUGUGGAAGUCAGCAGAGCUCACUAAGAACUACAAACAUGGAGAUUCCACCCUACACCUCACACUGGAGGAUGGAAAGGACAUUGAGCACAAGCUGGAUGAUAAGACAAAGAACCUUCCUCACCUCCGGAACCCUGACAUCCUGGUGGGGGAGAAUGACCUCACAGCUCUUAGCUACCUCCACGAGCCGGCCGUCCUGCACAACCUUAAAGUCCGCUUCACCGACUCCAAACUCAUCUACACAUACUGUGGUAUUGUGCUGGUGGCCAUUAAUCCCUAUGAGAACCUUCCCAUCUACGGUAGUGACAUCAUCAAUGCGUACAGUGGCCAGAACAUGGGAGACAUGGACCCUCACAUCUUCGCUGUGGCUGAGGAGGCUUACAAACAGAUGGCCAGAGAUGAGAGGAACCAGUCUAUAAUCGUAAGCGGUGAGUCGGGAGCAGGGAAGACUGUCUCAGCUAAAUACGCCAUGCGCUACUUUGCUACAGUCAGUGGAGCAGCCACAGAGGCCAACGUAGAGGAGAAGGUCCUCGCAUCCAACCCCAUCAUGGAGGCGAUAGGGAACGCUAAGACGACUCGUAACGACAACAGCAGUCGUUUUGGGAAGUACAUUGAGAUCGGCUUCGACAAACGCUACCGUAUCAUUGGAGCUAACAUGAGGACAUAUCUACUGGAGAAGUCUAGAGUGGUGUUUCAGGCGGAUGAGGAGAGGAACUAUCAUAUCUUCUACCAGCUGUGUGCGUCCUCCCAUCUACCAGAGUUCAAGAAUCUGAAGCUAGCUAAAGAGAUGUGCACAACACAACAUGCCUUCUCACUGCUAGGCAUCAACGAGUUGAACCAGAAGGGGCUGUUCCAGGUCCUGGCUGCCAUCUUACAUCUGGGCAACGUGGAGAUCAAGGACCGAGACUCUGACAGCAGCAUCAUACCUCCCAAUAACCGCCACCUGACGGUGUUCUGUGAGCUGAUGGGCGUGACCUACCAGGACAUGUCUCAUUGGCUGUGCCACAAGAAGCUUAAGACAGCCCAGGAGACCUACAUCAAGCCCAUCCCUCGGCUGCAAGCCUCCAAUGCCCGCGACGCGCUCGCCAAACACAUCUAUGCCAAAGUCUUCAACUGGAUCGUGGACCAUGUCAACAAAUCUCUACGCGCCACCGUCAAACAGCACUCCUUCAUAGGAGUCCUGGAUAUCUAUGGGUUUGAGACGUUUGAGAUCAACAGUUUUGAACAGUUCUGUAUCAACUAUGCUAACGAGAAACUGCAACAGCAGUUUAACAUGCAUGUGUUCAAGCUGGAGCAGGAGGAGUAUUUGAAGGAGGAGAUUCCCUGGACUCUGAUAGACUUCUAUGAUAACCAGCCAUGUAUCAACCUCAUAGAGGCCAAGAUGGGGGUACUCGACCUGCUGGACGAAGAGUGCAAGAUGCCUAAAGGUUCAGAUGACUCGUGGGCCCAGAAGCUGUAUAACACCCAUCUGAAGACCUGCUCUCUGUUUGAGAAACCUCGCAUGUCCAACAAAGCCUUCAUCAUACAGCACUUCGCUGACAAGGUGCAGUACCAGUGUGAUGGCUUUCUGGAGAAGAACAAGGACACAGUGAAUGAAGAACAGAUCAAUGUCCUGAAGGCCAGCAAGUUGGACCUGCUAGUGGAGCUGUUUCAAGAUGAGGAGAAAGUGACCAGUCCAACAGGGACCGCUCCAGGAGGUCGAACACGACUCAGCGUCAAACCAAAAGAGGUCAGAUCUGGAGCAAGCAGCAAGGAGCACAAGAAGACUGUUGGCUGCCAGUUCCGGAACUCUCUGGCUAUGUUGAUGGAGACUCUGAAUGCGACCACUCCUCACUAUGUUCGCUGCAUCAAGCCCAAUGACCUCAAGUUCCCCUUCACGUUUGACCCUAAGCGAGCGGUGCAGCAGCUCAGAGCCUGUGGUGUUCUGGAGACCAUCCGUAUCUCAGCCGCAGGCUUCCCAUCCAGAUGGACCUACCAGGAGUUCUUCAGUCGUUACCGGGUUCUGAUGAAGCAGAAGGACGUCCUGUCGGACAGGAGGCUGACCUGUAGGAACGUCCUGGAGAAACUGGUGCAGGACCAGGACAAGUACCAGUUUGGUAAGACUAAGAUCUUCUUCAGGGCUGGUCAAGUUGCCUACCUGGAGAAGCUGAGGGCUGAUAAGCUGAGGAAGGCGUGUGUCCGUAUCCAGAAGACCAUCCGCUGCUGGCUGGUACGCAAGAAGUACCUCCGAAAGAAGCAUGCUGCUAUCACCAUCCAGAGAUACACCCGCGGACACCAGGCCCGCUGUCUGGUUAAGUACAUGCGUCAGACCCUGGCAGCCAUCACUAUCCAGAAGUUCCAGAGGAUGUGUGUCCAGAGGAAAGUGUACCUACAGAAGCAGGCUGCUGCCCUGGUCAUGCAGACUAUCCUCAGAGCGUACAUGGCCCGACAGAAAUACCAAGGGUUGCUGCGUAACCACAAAGCUGUGUUCAUCCAGAAACACGUGCGUGGCUGGCUGGCCAGACAGCGGUACAAGCGCUCCCUGCGAGCCAUCGUCUAUCUGCAGUGCUGCAUCAGGAGGAUGAAGGCCAAGAAAGAGCUGAAGAAGCUGAAAAUCGAGGCCCGCUCCGUUGAACAUUUCAAGAAACUUAACGUUGGCAUGGAGAAUAAGAUCAUGCAGCUGCAGAGGAAGUUAGACGAACAGGCUAAAGACAACCGUGUGACUAGCGAGCGGCUGAACUGUCUGGAGACGUCCCACGCGGUGGAGAGUGAGAAGCUGAAGGUAGAGGUGUCUAAGCUGAAGGGGAUAGAAGAGGAAGCCAAGAACAACGCCAACCGUGUCACUUCCCUUCUGGAGCAGCUGGAGAGGCUGAGGAAGGAGCUGACCACCACCCAGAAAGAGAAGAAGACCAUUGAGGACUGGGCUACCAAGUACAGAGAUGAGAUGGAAAAGAUGGUAGCAGAGCUGAAGCAGCAGAAUGGUCUGCUGAAGACCGAGAAAGACGACCUGAACCGAAUGAUCAAGGAACAGAGCCAGCAGAUGACAGAGAAAAUGACUCGUGCAUUAGCGGAGGAGACUCAGCAGUUGGAGAGCGAUCUGAACGAGGAGAGGUCUCGCUACCAGAACCUCCUAACAGAACACCUGAGACUGGAGGAACGCUACGACGACCUCAAGGAAGAAAUCACUCUCUCUGUGAGCGUGCCCAAGCCCGGCCACAGGAGAACAGACUCCACCCACAGCAGCAACGGAUCAGAGUGCACCUACAACUCAGAGUUCGCAGAAUCAGAAGAAAGUUCCCGACAUGGAGAAGAUGUGACCCGGGGCAUGGACACGUCUCUGACUCUGAAGCUGCAGAAGCGCGUAACCGAGCUGGAGCAGGAGAAAUCCUCUCUCCGCAACGAGCUAGAAAACAAGGAGGAGCAGUUCCAGCGGGCUAGAGUCAGGGAUGAUGAGGAGCAUAAGAAAUCACGUGGAGCAGAACUGGAGUACGAGUCUCUCAAGCGCCAGGAGCUGGAUUCCGAGAACAAGAAGUUGAAGCACGACCUGACCGCCAUGAGGCAGAGCCUGCUGGGUAAUGCAGGCGCUGGGGCAGGGGCACCAGGAAGUCCACCCUACAAAGUUCUCAUGGACCAACUGAACUCCUCGUGCGAGGAGCUGGAGGUGCGGAAAGAGGAGGUGUUGAUUCUACGAUCUCAAUUGGUCUCACAGAAGGAGGCCAUGCAGCACAAGGAGACGAUGACGGAGCCAGUGCACUAUGCAGAGGAUGUCCAUAAGAUGAAGGACUCUGGUACAAUCACUCAGGCUUAUCUAGGACUCAAAGAGACCAACAGAUCUCCCAGGUUCUUGCGUAAACCACUAGAAGCCAAUGAGCUCCUAAAUCAGCUCAGGAUCCCCACUGCUGACUUCCAUAGACUGAAUGAGGACGGAGAGCUGUGGCUGGUAUAUGAAGGGUUAGAGGAGACCAACAGACUGUUGGAGGGCCAGAUGCAGCAGCAGCGGCGUAGCUAUGACAAUGAAGUGGAGGUGUUGCGAGGGGAGUUACAGAGUGUUAAAGAGGAGAAUAACCGUCAACAACAGCUGCUGGCCCAGAACCUGCAGCUCCCACCAGAGGCACGCAUAGAGGCUAGUCUACAGCAUGAGAUCACACGACUCACCAACGAAAACCUGGAGAUGCUGAGGACUGAGGAUCCAACAGCAUAUCACAGCGCCAAAGUCAACAUAUUACGACGGAUGGUUGACCUCAUGGAACAGCUGGAGAAGCAGGAUAAAACUAUCCGUAAGCUUAAGAAACAGCUGAAGGUGUUCUCCAAGAAGAUUGGACAAAUGGGAGCUGGCCAUGUUGAGACGAUAUCUCCGGGUCAGAUGGUUGAAGAGACGGUCCGUCCGGUGAACAUUCCUCGUCGCGAGAAAGACUUCCAGGGAAUGUUGGAGUACAAGAAGGAGGAUGAGCUGAAACUGGUUAAGAACCUCAUACUGGAGUUGAAGCCUCGUGGUGUAGCGGUGAAUCUGAUCCCAGGCCUGCCAGCCUACAUCCUCUUCAUGUGUCUGAGGCAUGCUGACUAUGUCAACGAUGACCAGAAGGUCAGGACGCUGCUCACAUCCACCAUCAACAGCAUCAAGAAGAUACUCAAGAAACGGGGGGAUGACUUUGAGACGGUCUCUUUCUGGCUGUCCAACACCUGCCGCUUCCUCCACUGUCUCAAACAGUACAGCGGAGAUGAGUCGUUUAUGAAGCACAACACUCCUAAGCAGAAUGAUCACUGCCUGUCUAACUUUGACCUGGCUGAGUACCGGCAGGUCCUCAGUGACCUGGCCAUUCAGAUCUACCAGCAGCUCAUCAAAUGCAUGGAGAACAUCCUACAGCCCAUGAUUGUCUCUGGUAUGUUGGAGCAUGAGACCAUCCAGGGUGUGUCGGGGGUUAAGCCGACCGGUCUGCGUAAACGGACAUCGAGCAUCGCUGACGAGGGAACCUACACGCUGGAAUCCAUCUUACGCCAGCUCAGCGCUUUCCACUCCACCAUGUGUCAGCACGGCACCGACCCUGAACUCAUCAAACAGGUGUGCAUGUGUCUGACCCUGACCCUUGGCUGUGUUCUGACCCUGACCCUUGGCUAUGUUCUGACCCUGACACUUGGCUGUGUUCUGACCCUGACCCUUGGCUGUGUUCUGACCCUUGACUGUGUUCUGACCCUGACCCUGGCUGUGUUCUGA
Oncorhynchus masou masou (cherry salmon) is the source of this 5489-nucleotide messenger RNA. RefSeq names its product myosin VAa (gene myo5aa). Gene Ontology annotation, cellular component: vesicle; cytoplasm; myosin complex. The record is from RefSeq and is a predicted model, not a curated record. The coding region runs from base 228 to 5489 and encodes 1753 amino acids. The transcript is spliced from 38 exons. Gene Ontology annotation, biological process: actin filament organization; vesicle transport along actin filament. NCBI's taxonomy places the organism in Eukaryota, Metazoa, Chordata, Actinopteri, Salmoniformes, Salmonidae. Gene Ontology annotation, molecular function: actin filament binding; ATP binding; microfilament motor activity.